Molecule: messenger RNA, 2925 nt
Organism: Plutella xylostella (diamondback moth)
Lineage: Eukaryota; Metazoa; Arthropoda; Insecta; Lepidoptera; Plutellidae
Gene: Gpo1
Product: glycerophosphate oxidase 1
Biological process (GO): glycerol-3-phosphate metabolic process
Cellular component (GO): mitochondrion
Molecular function (GO): calcium ion binding; glycerol-3-phosphate dehydrogenase (quinone) activity
Source: RefSeq, a predicted model, not a curated record
AAAGCUCAAGAUCGAAUCAGUCGACAAAACCGGGCUUCAGCCGCCCGGUCGCGCGUCAAUGUCAUCGAAUAAUAGUUACCUUUAGUUAACUUACGUUCCAAUAGUUUUAGAUAACACACCUUGUGGCUAAAAAUAGUGUAGUGAAUGGACUCAAAAGUGGGUUGAAGAAAGCGAAUUUCCAUUUAUGUAAUACAGAAAAUAGCACACAGCUCUGCCCUGCGUAUUCGCUAAAAUUGGGUUUCGGUGCACUUGUCCCAUGAAUCAAGGGUAGAUUUUGGAUUAUUAGUGACUUAAAUUAAUCAGCCAUGUCUAGAAGACGGCUGCUGCUGAGCGGCGUGGCCGGCCUCUCCGGGGCCGCACUGGCCGCCUGGGCCGUGGCUGCCGACGACUCACCUGUGCAAUGGUACAAACCCGCCAUAGUCUCCGCCAAAACUCAGAGCAAGAAGCGGCCGCUGCCCCCGCGGUCCGACCAGAUCAAGAACCUGCAGUCCGGCGAGGAGUACGACGUGCUCAUCAUAGGCGGCGGCGCCACCGGCGUGGGCUGCGCGCUCGACGCCUGCACACGAGGUCUCCGCACAGCGCUGGUGGAAGCUGAUGACUUCGCCAGCGGCACUUCUAGCAGAUCCACCAAGCUCAUCCACGGCGGAGUCAGAUACCUCCAAAAAGCGAUCCUCGGCCUCGACUACGACCAGUACAAGAUGGUGAAGGAGGCGCUGCACGAGCGAGCCAACAUGCUGGCCGUGGCGCCGCACCUCACGCGCCCGCUGCCGAUCCUGCUGCCGGUGUAUCAAUGGUGGCAAGUCCCGUACUACUGGUUCGGCAUCAAGAUGUACGACCUGGUGGCCGGGGACCGCAACGUGAAGAGCUCCUACUACCUGUCCAAGAAGAACACUCUGGAACUGUUCCCUAUGUUGAAGUCGGAUAAUCUGUGUGGAGGGAUUGUGUAUUAUGAUGGUCAACAAGACGACGCGCGCAUGAACCUGGCCAUCGCUCUCACCGCGGCGCGGCACGGGGCCGUGGUCGCCAACCAUGUGAAGGUCACCAAGCUGCAUAAGCAAGCGGGCAAGCUGACCGGGGCUAGUGUGCGGGACGAGCUAACAGGCAAAGAGUGGGACGUGAAGGCCAAGUGCGUCAUCAACGCGACGGGCCCGUUCACCGACUCGAUCCGCAAGAUGGACGACCCCUCCGUGCCCACCAUCUGCUGCCCCUCGUCCGGCGUGCACAUCGUGCUGCCCGGCUACUACAGCCCCGAACACAUGGGUCUCCUAGACCCGGCCACCUCGGACGGCCGCGUCAUCUUCUUCCUGCCCUGGCUGAAGGGAACCAUAGCCGGUACUACCGACCUGCCAUGUGACGUCACACACAACCCCAAGCCCACUGAAGACGAGAUUCUGUUCAUAUUGACCGAAGUCAAGAACUACUUGAAUCCUGAUGUUGAAGUCCGCCGCGGCGACGUGCUCUCCGCGUGGUCGGGUAUCCGCCCCCUAGUCUCGGACCCCAACAAGCCGGACACGCAGUCUCUAGCACGCAACCACAUCGUGCACGUGUCGCGCUCCGGGCUCGUCACCAUCGCCGGCGGCAAGUGGACCACCUACCGCUCCAUGGCCGCCGAGACCAUCGACGCCGCUAUUGAGAGUGCGAACCUCAAGCCGCUGUACCAGGAGUGCCAGACAGACGGGUUCCUGAUCGAGGGCGCGCACGGCUGGACGCCCACCAUGUACAUACGACUCGUGCAGGACUUCGGGCUGGAGAUGGAGGUGGCCCAACACUUGGCCAAGUCGUACGGCGACCGCGCGUUCGCCGUGGCCAAGAUGGCGGCCAUGACCGGCAAGCGCUGGCCCAUCAUCGGCAACAAGAUGCACCCCGAGUUCCCCUAUAUUGAUGCUGAGAUCAGAUACGGCGUCCGCGAGUACGCGUGCACGGCCAUCGACAUGAUCGCGCGGCGCCUGCGCCUCGCCUUCCUCAACGUGCAGGCGGCGGCCGAGGCCCUGCCCGCCAUCGCGGACAUCAUGGCCGAGGAGCUCAACUGGAGCGACAAGGAGAAGCAGAGACAAAUCAAGAUGGCGUCCGAAUUCCUCGCCAACGAGAUGGGUCAGAUGGUGAACCGCGCCAGCCGCGACAAGAUCCCCAUCAACCUGAGCAAGGAGGAGAUCCAGACCUACAUCAAGCGCUUCCAGAUCAUAGACAAGGAUAGGAAGGGAUUCGUGUCUAUUAACGACAUUAGGAGGAGUUUGAAGAGUAUGGGUGUGAAGCCGACUGACAACGAACUGCGCGCCAUUUUGUCAGAAAUAGAUCUGACAUACCACGGACAGAUGGAGAUCCAAGAUUACCUACAGAUGAUGUCAGCCAUCAAGUCGGGCCACGUGGCGUAUUCCCGCUUCGCCCGCAUGGCCGAGAUGGAGGAGGAGCACCACGAACAGGAGGUGCUGAAGAAGAAGAUCACGGUGGAACGCAGCGGCGGCGGCCUGUAGGCGGUCACGGAACUACUAAUGUUAUCCGGAUACCUCAUUGGCUACAUAGACCGUGGCGCCCCGACUCAUCAAGUGCACCCUCAAGUAUUAUAUCGUUAAUCAUCUUUAUACAUUUGAAUGUAGAUAAAAGUCGAUAUGCACAUCCGAUAUUUCAAUAUUUAUAAGAAUUUUCAAUAUUGUAAUAAGCAAACAAACUAACGUAAGGAUUUGAGUUGAAGCAAUACUUAAAUACUAUUGUGAUGUAUAAUUAUGUUUUUUUUUUCGAAAGUUUAUUUAUUCAGACGUUUUUCGUCUUUAGACAUCGUUGUAUUAUUUAAAUAAAAAAACAGCUAAUUAUUGGAGCAAGUAGUUAUUCUCAUACACUUUUUUCAAUGUUAUUAUAUACCUAGUAGGUGUAAAAUUUUUGAAGAUCUUUAUGUGUUAUCGUGCUGUUUAAUAAAUUAUUUAUAAUUUA